GAGGUGGCUCCUACUCCAUCAGUCAGUCAGUCAGUGCAAAGUGGCUCCCUUCCUGCUGCCUUCCUUCGGCGCUCGCCCCGCUUUGCUCUGCCCGCCGCACCGGGCACCCCUUUCCCCCCUUCCCCUGGCUUCCCCGGCAGCCGGAAGGGAACGAGCCCGGGGGUAGGGCCGCGGCUGGGCCGGGCCGGGCCCUGAAGCGAAGAGAGACAGAGACAGAGAGAGCGCGAGGGAGGCGGAAAGACAGACAGGCUCAUGCUGCUAUAUAAGAAAUUAGGAAACUUUGAAUGCAAAAUAAAAAUCAAGAAGCAAAAAUGUAAUAGAAGAACCAAGUAUCCAGGAGAAACCAUUUGCUUGCUGUAUUAUGCCUGCAGACAAAGUAAUGUACAGUGAAGAUGGAAAACACAGCUUACAAAAACUGACUUUUGCCUAUAAGGUGACUGGUGAGACUUCAUGACCCUUCUUUAGGAGGCAGAUUCUGCGAGGAUGUUACAUCACCAUUGUCGGAGGAACCCUGAGCUACAGGAAGAGUUGCAGAUUCAGGCGGCAGUGGCCGCUGGGGAUGUCCACACGGUGCGCAAAAUGUUAGAGCAGGGCUACUCUCCAAAUGGCCGAGAUGCUAAUGGCUGGACCUUGCUCCAUUUCUCAGCGGCAAGAGGGAAGGAAAGAUGUGUUCGUGUAUUUCUUGAACAUGGAGCGGAUCCUACAGUGAAAGACCUGAUUGGCGGCUUCACUGCUCUACACUAUGCAGCUAUGCACGGCCGAGCCCGGAUUGCACGCCUCAUGCUGGAAUCAGACUAUCGUGUCGAUAUUAUUAACGCAAAGAGCAACGAUGGUUGGACUCCCCUUCAUGUGGCGGCUCAUUAUGGAAGAGACUCCUUUGUCCGACUCUUGCUGGAGUUCAAGGCUGAAGUUGAUCCGCUUAGCGACAAGGGAACCACACCACUUCAGCUCGCCAUUAUCCGCGAACGGUCCAGUUGUGUCAAAAUCCUCCUCGAUCACAACGCCAACAUUGACAUUCAGAAUGGCUUCCUGUUACGCUAUGCCGUGAUCAAAAGCAAUCACACUUAUUGCCGGAUGUUCCUCCAGAGAGGAGCGGAUACGAACUUGGGGCGUUUAGAAGACGGACAGACGCCGUUGCACUUGUCUGCUCUUAGGGACGACGUCCUCUGCGCGCAGAUGUUGUACAAUUACGGGGCGGAUACCAACACAAGGAACUAUGAAGGACAGACUCCCUUGGCGGUUUCAAUCAGUAUAUCUGGAAGUAGCCGGCCUUGUUUGGAUUUCUUGCAGGAAGUAACAAGGCAGCCUCGGAACUUGCAAGAUCUCUGUCGAAUUAAAAUCCGCCAGUGUAUAGGCCUUCAAAACCUCAGACUUCUUGACGAACUACCAAUUGCCAAGGUCAUGAAAGACUACUUAAAACACAAAUUUGAUGAUAUCUGACCAUUUGCAAGAUUUGGACAAUAAGCAGGAUUAGUUUGUAUUCCAGAUACCUUUCAAAGGCUGGUCACCUUGCACAACGUAUAUCCUAUGCAAUUUCUGAUUUUUUUUUUUUUUUCCCCCUGAGAAGUCAGAAGGCAGGUAUACAAUUCCUUUUGGGUGGGGCAGGCGGGUGGGUGGAGGGGCCUGUUUUAUACCAAAUGCUAGAAGGUCUUAAUUUGGGGGGGGGGUUGUUUUUUGUUUUGUUUUGAAUUCUUGGUCCAAGUUUACAAGAUUCAAGCUUUGUAUACGACGUUACAAAUAAGGGGUUGGGUUUUAUUUUGCAGGGGGGGACACGUGGUUUUUUGUUUUUGUUUUAGCAUCACUUUUAAGAAUGAAGAAAGAACAUUGCUUGCUCAGAGGAAGUCUUCCCCAUCCCUGUAUAGCAUGUGUAAUAUUUGCGAAGUGCUGAAUGAAUUCUAAACCAAAUAAGGAUCAGGCUUAAGAGCACCAUCUACGUGGUAUUGCGAUUGUAUUUCUCUUAUUGGUAGAGAACCCUAGGCAGAUCCUGCUGCAAAGAACAGUUUCUGUAGCAACACUGAUUGGUGGAUUAAGCCCUCUAGCACUAUUUCCACACACAGACACAUACACACACACACACACACACACACACACAGAGAGAGAGAGAGAAGACCAAUAUGGCACCUAUUUUACGCUUCAUUAGUGUUGACAAUUGAUUGGAUUCCACAUGGACGUAAUUUUCUGCCCACAGGGUUGUUUUUUGUUUUUUAUUUUCAGAAUCAUGGCUCAGGCAUGUAAGUAGAGUGUUGAAAACAUUGCCACCUUCAUUUUUUUUUUUUUAAAAAAAAUUCAAGUUAGAUCUUUUGCAUAAUUAUUGUACUUCUUACUCUUCCUUUCAUGCCAGUAUUGAGUGGACUGCUGUUUUUAAUUAGGUUUUACACUGCUCAGAUACCGUUUAGGUCUCUGUGCAUUACAAAAACAUUAACAGAAAACAAAUUUAAUUUCCAAGAUGACAUAUCCUGUUUCCAUAUAGUGCCUCAAGUGCAAUAUAAUCUAUCUGUCUUAUUUUUAUUUCCUUUAUCACACAUGUGACUUUCACACAUUCCUAUCCUGACCUCAAUGUGAUGUUUGUUACUAUUGGAAUUGCUGCUUUAUAAGGGGUUUUCUUUUCUUUUUUCUUUCUUUUUGUUUGUUUGUUAUCCCCACCUUCGUUUCAAAGACAUCCAGUUUCAAAUGCCGCAGCUCACAUUUGAGCUGUCAUUUUUGUUUUUUUCAUACAACAGGCUAAUUUAUGGUUUUCUCAGAUCACAAUCCAAGCUAGCAGUUUGUUUUUAAUUUUUUUUUUAAACAGGAUCCAUAAUUUGUUUCUCUGACAUACUUCCAGCUGCUUUGACGCUAAACAGAGCCUUAGGCUAUUGCAAACCUCUCCUUAACUUAUUCAGGACAUGUGAAAAUCAUUCACAAUUCAAAAUACCUGCAAAUUGUGAACUAUACAUGCACCGAUCUCUGAACUAUCAACCGGAAGCUCUGUAAAACUCAGUUGAUAGUCAGCCUGUGAACUCUGUGCGUAUAUUUCACUUUUCGUAGGUAGGUUGAACCUCAAGUGGUUGACUAUAUAUUCAGUACACAGCUAACAUCACCGCUGUGCCCUUUCUGAAGACCAUAUUCUCUCUGCUAGGAAAGCAAUUCCUUAAUAUGGCUACAGCCAAUUUCUUGAUAGCUUGAAACUAAUCCUUGAUUACAGCUGAGUUCUCAAUAUCGGCUCCCGCGGAUGUCUUAGAUCAGUGGUUCUCAACCUUUUUAAUGCCGCGACUCCAGCGGUCGUAAGUCGAGGACUACUCAACUGGUGCAGCACCAUUUGCAGAAUGGGACUUUUGGCGGGCUCAGCAGGGCAGAGAC
Crotalus tigris (Tiger rattlesnake) is the source of this 3336-nucleotide messenger RNA. It is a transcript of the gene ASB7, whose product is annotated as ankyrin repeat and SOCS box containing 7. The coding region runs from base 484 to 1440 and encodes 318 amino acids. Gene Ontology annotation, molecular function: protein binding. The transcript has 6 exons. The record is from RefSeq and is a predicted model, not a curated record. Gene Ontology annotation, biological process: intracellular signal transduction. Lineage: Eukaryota; Metazoa; Chordata; Lepidosauria; Squamata; Viperidae.